AAUCGGACUUCGUCGUCGUGGCCACACCACACCAAAAUCCCCAGCUCUCCCCACUCCCCGCCGGCCGCCGCCGCCACCAUGCUCCGCCUCCAAAAACAUGUCCACCCCCUCCACCGCUCCACCUCCCCCAUACACCUCUCCCUCCGGCGCGCCCUCCUAUCCAUCGCCGCCGCGGCCUCCUCCUCCCCGAGCCUCUUCGCCGCGGAGGACUACCUCGUCAGCACCUGCGGCCUCACCCGGGAGGAAGCAGCAAAGGCAGCCGAAUGCUUCUCCCACCGGAAAUCCCCCAUCAACGCCGACGCCGUGCUCGCCUUCCUCACCGGCCCGGCGCUCGGCCUCUCCAAGGCUGACGUUGCGCUCCUUGUGACCAAAGACCCGCGCAUCCUUAACAGUAGCGUCGACAACAACCUGCGGGUCCGCUUGGACGGCUUCCGCAGCCACGGCUUCUCCACCGCGCAGAUCCGCAGCUUCGUCCGUGUCGCCCCCUACGCCUUCCGCACCUUCAACAUCGACGAGAAGCUCGGCUUCUGGAUGUCUUUCUUUGGCUCGCCCGACAAGUUCCUCCGCAUCAUCAGGCGUAACAACCACCUCGUCUUCUCCGACCUCGACAAGGUGGUCAAGGCCAACAUCAGGCUGCUUCAGGUGCGCGGGUUUUCUGUUCAGGACAUUGACAGUAUGUGCGUGACCAACCCGAGGCUGCUCACCUGCAAGCCGGACGUCACCAGGGCCGUCCUCAUGCGCGCCGACGAGCUCGGCGUGCCGCGCAACUCGCUUAUGUUCAGGCAGGCGGUGAACACCGCAGCGGGCCUCAGCCCGAAGACGAUGGCCUCUAAGCUCAAGGUGAUACGCAAGACGCUCGGGUGCUCCGAUGCUGAGGUUGCCACAAUAGUGCAAAUGAACCCGCAGGUGCUGAUGACGUCCAGCGAUAAGCUUCAGCGUGUGUACGAGUUCUUGACCAAGGUGGUUGGAGUUGAUUCCAAGUACAUCCAGGGCAGGCCCACGAUCCUGAUGUACAGCCUGGAGCGCCGCCUAGCACCCCGGAAUUACGUGAUCAAGGCGCUCCAGGAGAAAGGAUUGAUCCGGAAAGAUUUGAGCUUCUACACGAUGGUUACAGUUGGUGAGAAGACGUUCUGCUCCAGGUAUAUACAUCCUUAUAAGGAUGUUCUUCCUGGCCUUGCCAGUUCAUAUGCAUCGGCUUGCAAAGGGAAAAUACCCACCUGAUGCUUGUUAUUAAGGAUUACGCUCCUUUGUUCCAAUGCUUUGAAUCUUCACUGACAAACUGUCUAUCCUGGCUGUAAUUGUGUUUAAUUCUUAGCACAUUCAGAUACCCUGAUGUGCACUCUGCAACUCUUUACUUGGCCACUAGCAUCAGAAGUGCUGAAACUGUUAACCUUACUAACUUAUGAUGAGCCAAGCAUUAUGCUUUUUUUUUUUGGUUGCUCUACCUAGGUUCUGAUUCUGAAAUGAA
This is a messenger RNA of Panicum virgatum (switchgrass), 1468 nucleotides long. RefSeq lists its product as uncharacterized. Gene Ontology annotation, cellular component: chloroplast. Gene Ontology annotation, biological process: chloroplast organization; regulation of DNA-templated transcription. Lineage: Eukaryota; Viridiplantae; Streptophyta; Magnoliopsida; Poales; Poaceae. The transcript has a single exon. The record is from RefSeq and is a predicted model, not a curated record. The coding region runs from base 79 to 1221 and encodes 380 amino acids. Gene Ontology annotation, molecular function: double-stranded DNA binding.